AGCUAAUGUGUGCAAUGUUAAAGCUACCUGCUGCAGCACUUGUCAGGAAAAAAGGAAUUGCUGUCACUAACUUACUAAUGUUGGUCAUCUGAACAGAUCGCUGAAGCUAGUAGACGUACUCGUUUGUUAACAUUAGCUUAAGCUUUAGCAAGCGAAACAAAGUAGCUGGCCAGCUAGUGACGUGUAUUUUGAAACGAGUUCAGGAAAGACUCCAUCGUACCGUGCUGUUUUUAUUGAACUUCCAGGAAAAGUAGCUCUUCGGCUUCAGAAUCGAUGUUGUAUAAGCUGCUUUGAGGAGCAGCAGCUCAUACCUCAUGGACACACCGGCGCCCCCCUGAGGCCAGACAUGACCUUCACCCCUCAAAGACCCAGUAAACUGCCAAAUACUGCCCCUACCCAACUGCUCUGGAGUGCUAGUUUACCUCGAUAGUCCUGUGUUUCAGUCCCUCUCCCCGGAAGCUGGAGUUGUGUCUCUGUGCUCAGUCUCAGGUGAGAUGGACGAGGUGGACACCCUCAGAAUCAAGCGCCUUUCUGAUGACAGACUCUCUCUGCCAGCCAGCGCGGAAUCCACCCCUCUGCAAGAUGGGGAGUAUGCUGCUUUAAAGGCAGAGCUGGAAUUGGACGCCCAGGACAUUGAGGCGGAGUCCUGGAGCAGCGAUGUAGACCCGCAGUUCCUGAAGACCUACCAGAAGGAGGCGAUAAAGAGGCAGGAUGUGAUCUAUGAGCUGGUGCAGACGGAGGUGCACCACGUGCGCACGCUGAAGCUGAUGCUGCGGGUAUAUGCGCAUGCACUGCGGGAGGGCCUGCAGAUGGAGGAGGAGAAGGUGGAGCGACUCUUCCCUCAGGUGGAGAACCUGCUGGAGAUCCACCAGCACUUCCUGCUCCGCCUGAAAGAGCGGCGGCAGCAGGCCCUGGAGCCUGGGAGCGAGCGCAACUACGCCAUCAACAGGCUGGGAGACAUCCUGACCGCACAGUUUUCAGGGCAUUGGGGAGACAGGAUGGUGGAAAGCUACGGAGAGUUCUGCAGUCACUAUGGCGACGCAGUCAGCUUCUACAAAGAGCAGCUCCAGAGCAACAAGAGGUUUCAGAGCCUGAUACGGAAAAUCGGUACCUUGGCCAUUGUGCAGAGGCUAGGGAUCCCAGAGUGCCUCCUGCUGGUCACCCAGCGCAUAACUAAGUAUCCCGUUCUGCUGGAGCGCAUUCUGAACAAUACUGCAGCUGGGACGGUGGAGCAGCAGGAGUUGGGGCGGGCCCUGGUGCUGAUUAAGGAGCUGAUUGGCCAGGUGGACGGGCAGGUGUGCGUGUUCGAGCGUGCUGCGCGGUUGCGUGACAUUGCCAGCCGGCUGGAGUCGCGGUCCGCGGGCCGGAUGAAGGACGGGCGGCUGUUCCGGCGGGAGGACCUGGCGAUGGGCCGGCGCUCGCUGCUGCACCAGGGCGCUGUGGCCUGGAAGGCGGCCUCCGGCCGCCUCAGAGACGUCCUGGCCGUGCUCUGCUCUGACGUGCUGCUGCUCCUGCAGGAGAAGGACCAGAAGUACAGCUUCUCUGUGGUGGAUGGCAAGCCGUCUGUGAUCUCCCUGCAGAAGCUGAUUGUGCGGGAGGUGGCUCAUGAAGAGAAGGCCAUGUUCCUGAUCUGCGCCUCCUCUGCUGAGCCGGAGAUGUAUGAGAUCCACACCUCCUCAAAGGAGGACUGCCAUGCCUGGAUGGCCCUGAUUCGCCAGGCUGUGGAGAGCUGCCCAGAUGUGGAGGAGGAGCUCUUCAGUGAGCAGGAGGAAGCCAGAGCCAUCAAACUGCGGCAGUUCCAGGAGCGGUUGUUGGUGAAAGAUGCGGAGGUUGCACAGGUUCUGUCGGAGAAGCUGCAGAUGUUUGCGGAGCUGACGGAGGCGCUGACGGGGGUGCAGGACACCCCCACCCGCUCCCGCUUAUUGCUGCACUGCGAUUCCUCUGACCUCCAGCAGGGGGAGCAGCUGCUGACGGGGGCCAUCGCUGAGGUGGAGAACCUGCAGGCCUUCCUGUUGGGGGGUGUGAGGGAGGAGAUGCUGAAUAAUGCCUGUGAUGAGGAAGAUACAGCUGUGGAGGGCAUGGCUGUGGAGGGCGUGGCUGUGGAGGGUGUGGCUGUGGAGGGCCUGGAAAGGGACAGGAUCCUGACCUCUGUCCCCCAGCUGAAUGAGCUCAGCGGCACUGACAUCCUGGAGCAGCUGGUUGAUGAGAACGCACAGACCAGGCGGAGCCGUUCUGACUCAAACACCUUUCCUGUGGCAGAGUUUUUUGACAGAGUCCUGAAGUUGUCGCAGAGGCUGUAUACUCUACAGGCGGUCGUGGUGCAGCAGGACUCUCACAUCGAGCUGCAGCGAGCGGCAGCGCUGGAGGGGGCGGGGGGGAGGUCGGGGCGUGGGCGGGGGGCGGGGGGGGCCCUGCUGGAGCAGGAGAAGCAGCGGAACCUGGAGCGGCAGCGGGAGGAGCUGGCGAGUUUCCAGCGGCUGCGCAGCCAGCAGCGGCAGGAGCAGGAGCGCUGGCAGCGCGAGUGUGAGCAGCAGCGGCUGCAGCUGCAGGCCCAGGAGGAGGCGCUGCAGAGCCGGCAGGAGGAGGCGCUGCAGCAGGAGGCGCGGCUGCAGGAGGAGCAGAGGAAUCUGCAGUCCCAGAGGGAGCAGUACCAGCAGGACCUGGAGAGGCUGCGCGAGUCGAUCCGCGCCGUGGAGAAGGAGCGCGAGUGGCUGGAGCAGCAGAACCAGCUGAGGAAGAGCAAGACCAGCCCCGCCCUGCACGCCCUGCACCCCACACAGGCCCUCUUCAAUGGGGAAUUCCCUUUCCCCCAACCCUUCCUGUGCCCCCCCCUGCCCGUUGCCCCUGACGAGCAGGACGAGCGCCCCCCCACAGUACCCCCACGGCGGGAGAGCAUGCUCAACCCCGCCCCCAAGACAGAGCUUCCCAUCCACCUGAUCAGCGCCACCAAUCAGCACAAGCAGGGCGGAGUCCAGCAGCAGAUCCCCACCAAACUGGCCCUGAGCAAGAGCAAGGAGAAGAGGGACAAGAGCAAACACCAGCGCUCUGACAGCUCCGCGUCUGUGGACCUGAGACAUAUCGUGCCGAUGAAGAUCUCGGGGAAAGAUGAUGGCAGUCUGAGAGGAAGGAGGUCUGUCAGUCCUCACCAGAUCUGGCAGCCAGAUGUGUUCCCUGAGCUCCCACCCCCUCCCCCUGCCCACACACCCAGUUUCCAUGGAAACUCAGUCCCCCCACGGUCUCAUAAAGACGUCGGCAGCACCACCAAGGAGGAUGUCUUCUUCUUCUGACCACCACGCCCACCGCUGUGCAUUAUGGGACAUGAAGUCCCAGCAGGAACAGGGCAGGGUGUGGCCUCCUCUGCACUGCUCAGGGGUUUUAAUGCUUCUUUUUUAAAACUACAGCCGUUAAAAGGUUGCCAUGGUGAUUCACAGACUGCUCACCGUUGCUCUGGUCCAGGUGAGAGAGGUCACCUGUGUUGUGAUGAGCCGCAUACGGCUCUGCAGAAAGUUCCAGAAAUGGACGUAUUUGUGUGUAAGUGCAGGUGAGGCUUUAUUAGCAACCAUCCUGUGUGUGACCUCCGGGGCCUACAAUCUGACCUCCGGGGCCUACAAUCUGACCUCCGGGGCCUACAAUCUGACCUCCGGGGCCUACAAUCUGACCUCCGGGGCCUACAAUCUGACAUCUUACUGACCGCUCCAGUUGCUCUAAACGCUGC
This is a messenger RNA of Anguilla rostrata (American eel), 3715 nucleotides long. RefSeq names its product rho guanine nucleotide exchange factor 18-like. NCBI's taxonomy places the organism in Eukaryota, Metazoa, Chordata, Actinopteri, Anguilliformes, Anguillidae. Bases 495 to 3287 code for a protein of 930 amino acids. Gene Ontology annotation, cellular component: plasma membrane. The transcript has 18 exons. Gene Ontology annotation, biological process: regulation of Rho protein signal transduction; small GTPase-mediated signal transduction. Gene Ontology annotation, molecular function: guanyl-nucleotide exchange factor activity. The record is from RefSeq and is a predicted model, not a curated record.